Molecule: messenger RNA, 1319 nt
Organism: Thamnophis sirtalis
Lineage: Eukaryota; Metazoa; Chordata; Lepidosauria; Squamata; Natricidae
Source: RefSeq, a predicted model, not a curated record
GCCGUGAGGGUAAUCGCAGCGGAAUGGAGAUUAUGGAAGAUAGCGAAGGAAAUCCCAAAAAGCAACUGGUUUCUGAGCUUCACCAGCUUGCUGCUGAUGGAAACAAAGCCAGGCUUACAGCACUUCUGGAUCGUUCUCCUUCUCUUAUCAAUGAAACUGCUAGGAAUGGUUGGACGGCCCUAAUGUAUGCGACUAGAAAUGGUCACUUUGAUGUUGUGCAGGUUCUUCUUGAUAAAAGGUGUGACAGGUUCAGAACCAAUACUUCAAACCAAACGGCAUUGGAUAUUGCUAGAUUUUGGGGAUAUAAAAACAUAGCUAAUUUAUUAGCUAAUGUGGAAGGUGGAUUGGAACCAUUUUUCUUCACUUAUCAAGUCAAAGAACCGGAGCAUUAUUUUUGCAGGACAUUUUUGGAUAGGAAGAGUGAGAAGAGAGUAGAUUCAGAGUGGCUGAGCAUGAAACAAAAGGAGCCAACAACCAUAUAUAUCAUUUUUUCACAUUUAAAUCCUUUAGUUACAUCAGAUGAUGAUGAACGUGGUUUCCAGUAUCCAAAGGUUAAGCUUUGUAAAUUUUUCUAUAAGGAUAUAAAGAGAUAUCUGGAGCAGACAAAAACUAUCACUACAAUUUUUAUGGGAGUGGAACCUCAAAGAAUAAAUGCAAAAGAUUUGAAUACAGGCAAAGAAGAUGAGAAUGGCCUUAUUACCUGGUUUGCACUCAGAAUAGAUGCUACAGCAGCUGAUAGUUUUUUACAAGAGCAUCCAGGUUGUUACUUUCUUCAUCCACCAAUGCCUGGACUGUUGCAAUUAUCUGAAAAUGAAGCCGAUCCUGUAGUAAUAAUGCAAGUCAUUCAUCCAGAAGGCAACCAUUGCCUUUUGGGAAGAAAAAAAAGAUUUCCCCCAGGCAUGUUCACUUGCCUUGCUGGAUUUAUAGAGCCUGCUAAAUCACUGAAAGACGGGAGCACAAGAUUGUCAAGGGACCAAGUGCUGAAAGAUGCAAGGACAAACAAUAGUUCUCAAGAAGAAGAAGAACCAGACCGUUGGGCUAGACGAAGAAAAUGGUUCAAAAACAGCAAAAGGCAUCCUUCAGCUAGAAAGUAUUCUAAGAAUAGCAGCUUCACCAAAGGAUCUAUGAAUUCAGAACGUGGUUGUCCCUUGGAUCUGGGACCACACAGGGAAAGUGAAGAACGGGGCUUCUACACAGAAAUGUUCCACUCAGCUUCAUGGAUGUUCCAAGGGGAUGAUGCUAAUGCAGAUAAUAAUCUCAGAUGUCUUAGCAAAAGGCCAGUCACUGAUAAAUAUCAACUGAUGCCAACAGAACAUUGA